Messenger RNA from Haliaeetus leucocephalus (bald eagle), 1837 nucleotides. RefSeq names its product ring finger and CHY zinc finger domain containing 1, E3 ubiquitin protein ligase (gene RCHY1). Lineage: Eukaryota; Metazoa; Chordata; Aves; Accipitriformes; Accipitridae. Gene Ontology annotation, cellular component: nucleus. Gene Ontology annotation, biological process: ubiquitin-dependent protein catabolic process; protein ubiquitination. Gene Ontology annotation, molecular function: ubiquitin protein ligase activity; zinc ion binding. The transcript has 9 exons. The record is from RefSeq and is a predicted model, not a curated record. The coding region runs from base 6 to 761 and encodes 251 amino acids.
CGGCCAUGGCGGCGGGCGGGGAGGAGGAGGGCUGCGAGCAUUACCGGCGGGGCUGCCUGCUGAAGGCGCCGUGCUGCGGGAAGCUGUACGCCUGCCGGCUGUGCCACGACGGCGCCGAGGGGCACCGGCUGGACCGGUUCCGCGUGGCCGAGGUGCAGUGCACCCGCUGCCGCCUCCUGCAGAAGGCCCAGCAGCGCUGCGAGGGUUGCCACAGCCUCUUCGGCGAGUAUUACUGCGGGAUCUGCCACCUCUUCGACCGCGACAAGAAGCAGUACCACUGCGCCGAGUGCGGGAUCUGCAGGAUUGGUCCGAAAGAGGAUUUUUUCCACUGUUCGAAAUGCAACUUGUGCCUAAGCUUGAGUCUGCGAGGAAAGCACAAGUGCAUUGAAAAUGUCUCCAGGCAGGACUGUCCAAUAUGUUUGGAGGAUAUUCAUACUUCUCGUGUUGGAGCUCAUGUUCUGCCCUGCGGUCACCUCCUUCACAGAACAUGUUACGAGGACAUGCUAAAGGAAGGUUACAGGUGUCCUUUGUGCAUGCACUCGGCUUUAGAUAUGACGAGGUACUGGCGUCAGCUGGAUGACGAAGUAGCACAGACUCCUAUGCCCACAGAGUAUCAGAACAUGAUGGUGGAGAUCCUUUGCAAUGACUGCAAUGCCCGGUCUACAGUGCAGUUCCAUCUCCUAGGCAUGAAGUGCAAAAACUGUGAAUCGUACAAUACUGCCCAAGAUGGAAGAUGCCAACUGCCUUUGGAGGAGCAGUGACCAAGAUAGGUGCUGCAUUCAGCUGGACGAGGAAGACUCUGCCAUGGAAGAGACCAUCUAUUAAAAAAAAAACAAAACCAAAACAAAACCAACCACUUGUCAGUAAAAAUUUAUUCCAAGUCAUCAUGGCACCAGUGAAAUGGUUACAAGAUUUAAUUAAUGCUGGUGCAAAGGAGUUUCGCUAAUUGUGCCCCCCUCCUUAGUAUCUGGGGCACAGCACAGUCAGGCCCUUCAGGGUGGUCCCCAUUGAGCAGCGUGCUGCCCGAUGAAGGUUAGUUCCUAGAGACAAUGGCACCCUUUAAAAGAGCCAUUUACUGUGUCAGAGAAGGGACAGCCUAGAAGAAUAACUAAUGAGAUGCACAAUGGAAAUUAUAAGCAGCUGACACAGCAGAAGAUGUUUUGGGGCAGCUGAAGGUUGUGAGCAUAACAGGAGGUGGAGGUAUAGUUGUUCUGAUUGCAGCUGUUGGAGAAAAUUGGUAGCUUUGAGAGUGGCCUCUUUACAUAAAGCUGACAUCCGCAAAGUUUUGUGCGAGUACAUUUUGUUCCUUUUAAAUUACGUGUUUGUUCUAGGGCCUCAGAGCCAUCGGCGCAAGUGUCUGGAGAGGGUGAGCUUGCAGAAAUUGCAUCCCUUGGCUUGAUUUGUCGACACAUGCGCACACGCAGGACCCGUACAGAAUUCACUUUGAAACGAGGCUGGCCUGCCCGCGUAUGUGUGAUGAACGGCCUAAAAUUCAAGCCGCAAGGCCACCCUUCUCCCCUGGACACCCAUUUGACCUGCUGUCUCUUCACUUGGAUUCCUUUGCCAGCUGCAGUCAUGUUUACACCCAUUUCUUCCUCAUUUUGCUUUAUUCGCUUACAAAGGCCGAGGUGUUGUAGGGUUUUAGGCAUAUAUGUAGCUUGAUGUUUUGAUGGUUAAGUACAUAAGUGAAGCACAUCCUAUUGUCUUGUCAGGAUUGACAUUGGGCCAACUAGUGCGGCUGAGCCUGAGAUGUUUGCUAAAGUAACAGCAGUUCAUAGAGGCACUCCAGUAGUGCAGGGACCAAUUUUCUGUGGUUUUGGGUUUUAAUAGUAUCUGA